GAACUGAGUCUUUCUUUCAGUGAGGAGUCAAUGGGAAAUUACUUCACUGGGUUGUACUACUUUGUUUGUCCUCGUUCUUGUCCUGUACCCACAAGCAGAGGGGAUCUUCUCCUUUUGAGAGAACUAUUCUGGCUGUAGGACCAUCUGCUUUUACCUGCAUUACUUCACUCUCGCCUUAUUGACACUGUGACCAGCUAACAGUGUUUAUGGUUCAGUCCUUUUCGAUAUACACAUGCAAUUUCAGCACUGACACACUGGACAUGGCUGUGACACGUGGAGAAAAAACAGAAAAGGUACGCCACCCAAAGUGUCACACUGCAGUUUAACACGAUGGACAGUGCCAGGCCUCACAGGCCCUCGCUGAAGUCAGAGAUGUUGAGCCAGGAUGACCCCAAAUCACACCCAAUGCUAGAACUACGAGAAAAGCUCCAGCCAGAGGUGAUCGAGCUGAUUAAACAGCAGAGGUUGAACCGCCUGUGUGAGGGCACAUGCUUCAGGAAGAUCAGUGCUCGUCGCAGACAAGACAAAUUCUGGUAUUGCCGUCUAUCACCAAAUCACAAAGUGUUACACUAUGGAGAUAUAGAGGAAUUCUCACAAGGACAAAUAUCACACGACUCUCUCCAGGAGAAAGUGACAGUAGCAGAUAUCAAAGCAGUGGUUAUGGGUAAAGACUGCCCACACAUGAGGGAGAAAGGAGCACUUAAGAAUAAGGAGCUGCUGGAGCUGUCUUUUUCCAUUCUUCAUAACUCUGAUGAAUAUCUGAACUUCAUUGCUCCGGACAAGCAUAAAUACUGCAUUUGGACUGAUGGCUUGAAUGCUCUUUUGGGAAAAGAGAUGACAAGUGAGCUCACAAAAUCAGAUAUGGACACUCUGGUUACUAUUGAGCUGAAACUUCGCCUCUUGGACCUCGAAAGCAUUCAGAUUCCUGACGUCCCGCCUCCUGUUCCCAAAGAGCCCAGCACUUAUGACUUCGUUUACGAUUUUAGCCAAAAGCACACUUGAGACUGGAAUAAAGUCCUUACUCGUGCUGAUAAUCAGCUGUAAAGAGUGCUCACUUUUUCUCUUUUUGUUAUUUGUGUUUCCUCACUUUCCUCUCGUAUAGACAGAACAAUGUUCAAAUCAUACAUUUUCCUCUAGAUUGUGACUAUGAUGUGAUGCUUAGUUUUCUAUUUCAUUGAAAUGCCUCUCAUGACUUUACUGUUCUGCAAAGAGGAAAAACUCACAGUAACAUUCUUUUCAGUCAUCAGUUUUAAUGAACAUUCAACUUGGUAUCAUGCAACCCUUUUGUGUAAGUAAAGUGCAUAUCUACCUAAAAUACUGAGCAUGGAUUAAAAUAAAAUUCAGAAGCUACAUUAAAUCAUGAACACAUACACAGAACUCACAUGACUG
Messenger RNA from Sinocyclocheilus grahami, 1389 nucleotides. RefSeq names its product engulfment and cell motility protein 1-like. Bases 331 to 1002 code for a protein of 223 amino acids. Lineage: Eukaryota; Metazoa; Chordata; Actinopteri; Cypriniformes; Cyprinidae. The transcript has 7 exons. The record is from RefSeq and is a predicted model, not a curated record.